This is a messenger RNA of Lodderomyces pseudojiufengensis, 966 nucleotides long. RefSeq lists its product as uncharacterized. The transcript has a single exon. Lineage: Eukaryota; Fungi; Ascomycota; Pichiomycetes; Serinales; Debaryomycetaceae. Gene Ontology annotation, molecular function: flavin adenine dinucleotide binding; electron transfer activity. The coding region runs from base 1 to 966 and encodes 321 amino acids. Gene Ontology annotation, cellular component: mitochondrion. The record is from RefSeq and is a predicted model, not a curated record.
AUGAUUUUCAAGAGACUAUUUUCUUCAUCUAGACUACUCAAAGAUAGUUUGGUCUUAGUUGAAGGAUCACAAUCACAAAUCAAUCCAGCAACAUUAUCAACAAUAACAGCAGCUUCUCAAAUUGGAGAGCCGAUAACGGCAUUAGUUCUUGAUUCAAAUUUAGCUGAACAAGCAUCAAAAAUAAAAGGUGUAACUAAAAUCUUAAAAACUGAUGGAUUUGAACAUGUAUUAGCUGAAGAUGUAACACCAUUAUUAAAGAAUUUAAUUGAAAAUAACAAAUAUAAUUAUUUCUUCACAUCUGGUUCAACUUUAGGAAAAUCAAUUAUACCUAGAUUAGGAGCUUUAUUAGAUGUUCAACCAUUAAGUGAUGUUAUAAAAGUUAUUGAUCCAAAGACAUUUGUACGUCCAAUUUAUGCUGGAAACGCUUUAGCAACAGUUAAAUCAAAAGAUAAUAUUAUAUUAGCAUCAAUUAGAGCUUCUGCUUUCCCACCAGCUCCAAUUGAAGAAUCAUCAUCUGUAUCAAUAGAAGAUGCUCCAAAAGUAGAAUCAAAUAAUAGAACAGAAUUUGUAUCUGAAAAUUUAACAAAAUCAGAAAGACCAGAAUUAGGUUCUGCUAAAAUAGUUGUAGCAGGUGGAAGAGGUUUACAAAAUAAAGAAAUGUUUAAUAAAUUAAUUGAACCAUUAGCUUCAAAAUUAAAUGCUGCUAUAGGAGCAUCAAGAGCUGCAGUAGAUUCAGGAUUUUGUGAUAAUUCUUUACAAGUUGGUCAAACUGGUAAAAUUGUUGCACCUGAAUUAUAUUUUGCUAUUGGUAUUUCUGGUGCUAUUCAACAUUUAGCUGGUAUGAAAGAUAGUAAAGUUAUAGUUGCUAUUAAUAAAGAUCCUGAAGCUCCAAUUUUUAAUAUUGCUGAUAUUGGAUUAGUUGGUGAUUUAAAUGAAGUUUUACCAGAAUUAGUUGAAAAGAUAUAG